Aedes aegypti (yellow fever mosquito) is the source of this 2924-nucleotide messenger RNA. It is a transcript of the gene Scamp, whose product is annotated as secretory carrier-associated membrane protein 2. The coding region runs from base 436 to 1500 and encodes 354 amino acids. NCBI's taxonomy places the organism in Eukaryota, Metazoa, Arthropoda, Insecta, Diptera, Culicidae. Gene Ontology annotation, biological process: protein transport. The record is from RefSeq and is a predicted model, not a curated record. The transcript has 5 exons. Gene Ontology annotation, cellular component: trans-Golgi network membrane; recycling endosome membrane.
GCGUGGUGAAUAUCUGCAUCAGAAUCCAUCGCAGCGAGAUGUGACUGAUGUCAAAAGUGAAAAAUUUUCGAGAGUCGGCUGCAAACGAAAUCUGGAUCGAAAAUUGUGGAAUGCAUUGAACGCCAGAAACGAAGUAAAUACCGCUGUCGCGUUUGUAAUUGCCGGAAGUACGUUGUGCAGUGUGGAUUAACCGCGGAAAACGCGAACUGUGCGUGCGAAAGUGGCGAACAGAUUUUCCCUUUGACGAAAGACGGGAGGAUUAGGUGGCCCCGAUAGACGGAGGAGAGAAAGAGAGUGAGUGUGACUGACAAUCAUCCGACGAAUAUAAAAAAAAAAUCUUCCAGCCACAAAAAGAAGUGUUUUUGAUAACGGAGCGGAGGGCUUCUGUUUGAAGUAGGAAAGAAAGCAACACAGAAGGAAUAUUGUUCUCCGACAAUGUCCGGAUUCGACGAUAACCCGUUCGGCGAGCCAAUAGUCGAUAAUCCGUUUGCGGACCCUUCGAUUCAGGCAGCUACUCGCAACAGCACCAAUCCCCAACAGACACUGGACGAUUAUGACCCGUUCUCAAAUGAAGCGCAACAGCAGCGUACACAGAACAACUUUGGCCAACCUGCCACCCUGCAGCCCUCGUCACAAACCGUUCCGGCUUACAGUCCGAGUGCGGCGCAGUACAACAAUAAUGGAGCGCCCGGUGCCAGCAGUCCCUCAGCGAUGACACAGAUUUCCACUGCCGAACUGCAGCGGCGCCAAGAUGAGCUGGAAAAAAAGGCCCAGGAACUGGAACGUCGGGAGGCCGAACUGAUGAACAGUGCCAACGCCAGUCGGCCGAACAAUUGGCCUCCGUUGCCGUCGUUUUGUCCGGUACAGCCGUGCUUCUAUCACGACAUCAACAUCGACAUCCCGACCGAGUUCCAGAAGAUCGUCCAGAACCUGUACUACCUGUGGAUGUUCUACGCUCUGGUCAUGGUGGUCAACAUCCUCGGUGGGUUGGUGUUGUUGAUUCAUGAUGGGGAAUUCCGCACGUUUGGAUUGGGCAUCUUCUACGCGGUGCUCUUCACUCCGGCUUCGUUCCUGUGUUGGUACCGCCCGGCGUACAAGGCGUUCAAGAACGAUUCCAGCUUCAACUUCAUGAUGUUCUUCUUCAUAUUUUUCUUUCAAACGUUGGUCACCAUUAUCCAGACCAUAGGUUUUCCUGGGUCCGGUACGUGUGGUGUUAUUACGGCUAUCUCGCAGUUUAGCGCUGGCGGUAUUGGAAUUUUGGUCGGUAUCUUCAUAUUGGCUAUCGCUUUCGGGUAUGGCUCGUGCGCUGCUGGCAACGUUUUUAUGUUGAGCAAGAUCCACGCCAUCUACCGCAGUGGUUCCGAGACGAACCGAAUCACGAUGGACAAAGCUCGCCAGGAGUUCCAGUCCGGCUUUUUUGGGAAUCAAAUCGUGCGGGAUGCGGCGGCCGGUGCGGCGAGGGCUACCGUGCAAUCGCAGUUCAACCAGAACAGGUACUGAAAUUCAAUCCCAAAUACAAAACAAGCAAACAAACACUACAAAAAAACAUACAAACUAUUACUACUAUUAUAUUUACGAAGCAUUACCCACUUUCGAGUUUACCGUUUAUUUAUAUUUAAAAUCUAUUACAUACUGGCGUGUAGUCAUGACCCAGAACGGCUGUUGACCUGGUUUUCUACUCUCCUCACUACCUUUGCGAUCACUACUUGAUCCCCUCACAACCCGAUUCUUCCCGUUGAUUCUACGUUCUUUCUAUAGUGUUCCCGUUUCCUCUGUCCGCUUCAAAGUAACCAUGCCCUACUUACUUCACUUUUUUUUCUAUUUUAAAAAUUAUCUGAACGAAAGUAGUUUCUGUUUCUUGUUUUGCUCCGUUGUGGGACUCGUUUCUUCCCAUAAACGCUUUAUCGAUUAAGUAUGGUCUGUUCCAAUUUGAGAUUCGAUUUAUCAUGCUUGAGUUUUUGAGUUUAAAUGACCACUCGACGAUGAAUCAUAAUCAUUGAGAAUAAGGAAGCAAAUUGUUAGACGUUAGAAAGCAUGGAAAGCAGGGCUAAAUAAAUUGUGAGAACAAACAUUCAAAAAACCCUAAAUUAAACCUUUAUCACGUUAAAUGGAUAAGCUAGUAACUGCUAAGCAUAAAUCAAAAAAAAAAAAACAAACCAACACACUUCAGUGAUCAUUCAAAAUGAUUAGACUUAACUUUUAAACUUACCACACAGAGACUAAAAGAACCUUCUUGCGCGAUAUGGUAUGCGACAUAGACUACGGUAGCGAUAACUGAAAGUGAACUGUAGGAGAGGUAGAUUUGUUUUUCUGAUAGUCAUGAGUUGAGAAGUUAGACAUGAUAAGUUAAAGAGAAAGGCACUGCUUCGUUGUUUAUUGCCUACUUAAUAAUUAUUGAAUAAAAGAUAAUGAUCAACUCUGAAAAAGAAGCACGUUUUUGAUCGUCCUUUUUGAAUUAGUUGUUAGGCAAAGCGAAGAAAAGGAUAUCCGUCUCAUUCGUCUUCGGUUGAUGUAAGAAGUGAAUAUAAAAUUAGUGAGAGGAGUACACAUUAACUCAAUUUACAUUAAAUUAACAAGCAUAUAAAUGUCAGUGCCCUGUUGGUUUUUCGUACUUCACUUCAGGAAGACUGACUCUACUUUUCCAAUUCGAGGCGGUUUCUGUAGAAAGAUUUAAUUUUAUACUAAAAAGGGGUACAAAAUGGGCGCACCCAUACUUAAGCUUUUGUAGGUCGGUUCAUGAAGAGCUCGAUUAACUUUGUGAGAAAUGAGAAUUCCAGUUUGUUCGUUUGUUAAACGAUUCGCGUGUCUAGAUUUUUUAUAUUUUUGGCAAUGGCAAUAGUUUUGCGACACGAACAGCACGGUCCAUACCCAGAUGUAACAAAUAACACAUUACAUAAUAAACGUCAAGUCUAUUUAAAUCAGAA